Messenger RNA from Postia placenta MAD-698-R-SB12, 981 nucleotides. RefSeq lists its product as hypothetical. The coding region runs from base 1 to 981 and encodes 326 amino acids. NCBI's taxonomy places the organism in Eukaryota, Fungi, Basidiomycota, Agaricomycetes, Polyporales, Adustoporiaceae. Gene Ontology annotation, molecular function: RNA binding. Gene Ontology annotation, biological process: positive regulation of mRNA splicing, via spliceosome. Gene Ontology annotation, cellular component: U12-type spliceosomal complex; nucleolus. The record is from RefSeq and is a predicted model, not a curated record. The transcript has 5 exons.
AUGUCCCGUCCUCAGGAUGAUAGAAAUCAGGAGGCUACUGUGUAUUUGGGAAAUCUGGACGAGCGAUGUUCGGACGCGCUCGUAUGGGAGUUGAUGCUGCAAGCCGGGCCAGUCGUCAACGUCCACUUGCCAAAAGAUCGUAUAUCCAUGGCGCACCAGGGCUACGGUUUCUGUGAGUUUUUGACCGAGGAGGAUGCGGAGUAUGCUUGUAAGAUUAUGAACCAAAUCAAGCUGUGGGGGAAACCGAUUAGGGUCAAUAAGGCAUCUUCGGACAAGAAACAAUUGGAUGUUGGCGCCAACCUCUUCAUAGGCAACCUGGACGAGAACGUCGACGAACGACUGCUAUAUGACACAUUCAGUGCCUUUGGUGUAAUGGCCACCACGGCAAAGAUCGCCCGUGAUCCCAGCACGGGCAAAUCAAAAGGCUAUGGCUUCGUUUCGUUUACCGACUUCGAGUCCUCUGAUGCUGCCAUUGAGUCCAUGAACGGCCAGUUCCUCAUGAACAAGGCAAUUACUGUCCAGUAUGCGUUCAAGAAGGACGGAAAGGGCGAACGUCAUGGAACUCCCGCCGAGCGUCUUCUGGCAGCGCAAGCCCGCAAGAAUAACGCACUCCCAGUCUCGGCACGGCCGCCCCCGGCUCCAAUUGCGUUCGGCUCCCGCCCACCAAUGCCUGGAUACCAAGGUCCGUAUCAAGGCCAGUUCGCAGGGGCACUCGCUGCCCAGCCUCCGCCGCCACCACCCGGAUUUGCGCCUCAGCAGACCAUGGUCCCGCAACCUAUGCCCAUGCAAAUGGGUGGUAUGCCGCCCCCUGGUAUGUCCAUGGGCAUGCCGCCUCCGCCGCCCAACAUGCCAGUCUAUCAGCCGCAGCCUGGAUUCGCUCCGCCUCCCCCACCACCAGGGUUCAUGCCUCAAGGCAUGCCUGGAAUGCCCAUGAUGCCCCCUCCGCCCCCUGGCAUGCCCCAGCAAGCGUACAUGGGCUGA